AACACAUGAUGCCAUGACAGUUCGUCAGUAGUUUAUAAGAGAAAAGAUGAAACUUACCCACCAAAAGCUCUGCUAUUACGACACCUUUUAGUUUCUCUUAUCCCUGCUCUUAAUGGUCAUGAAUUUUAUUUACCAAGUUGUUGACACCUCCAUUAGUGUCUUCCAUGCCACAGACCCACCCAUUUGUGCUGCAUACGGAUUAGCUUGUAAUAAGUACCUGCAACAGAUUAAGUUUCUUGUAACCCUGUUUCUCUCUUAACCAUAAUCUGCGGCUCCAGAGCUCCACAUUGUAUUUCUUCUCAUGAGCUAAUCCAAUCCGAUCCAAAGCCCCAGUUUUGGGGGGACGGGCUUGAAGCUUUGGUGGCUCUCCUGUAAUUGCUGCUAAGUUUUCUUCUUUCUUUCCAUGGGAAAGAAGGGUGGAACCUCGUGGUUGACUGCAGUAAAAAGAGCAUUCAGGUCUCCCAGUAAGGAAAGCGAGAAGAGGAGUAGCAGAAGGAAAGAAGACCACGAGCAAGAAGAAGACGAAAAUAAACGUGAGAAGCGAAAAUGGAUUUUCCGAAAACCUUCGAAUCAUGAACCGGUCACACAACAAUCCAAAGCAAAGCCAGCAGCUACGACAACUUCGCCGACUCCAAUUGCUGCAGCUGCAACCGCUGAGCAAAAGCAUGCCAUUGCUGUUGCAGUGGCGACCGCAGCUACAGCUGAGGCGGCCGUUGCUACGGCAAAAGCCGCCGUGGAAGUGGUUCGCCUCACCAAGCCUUCUAAUUUCGUUAAAGAACACUACGCAGCAAUUGUUAUUCAGACCGCCUUCAGAGGAUAUUUGGCAAGGAGAGCUCUUCGUGCGCUGAAGGGGCUUGUAAAGCUCCAAGCUUUGGCGAGAGGGUAUAACGUUCGAAAACAAGCGAAGAUGACGCUUCAGUGCAUGCAAGCUCUGGUCAGAGUGCAAACUCGGAUGCGCGAUCAACGCCUGAAGCUUUCCCUGGAUGAAGGUAGAAAGUCCAUGUUCAGAGACACCAACAGCUUAUGGAAGUCGCGGUAUCUUCAGGACAUUGCAGAGAGAAACUCUUUAUCAAGAGAUGGAAGUAGCACUGUAGACGAUUGGGACGAUCGCCCACACACAGUUGAAGAGAUUCAGGACAUGUUACAGAGCAAAAAGGAAGCUGCUUUUAAACGCGAAAAAGUCCUCGCCCACGCCUUCUCUCACCAGAUAUGGAGAUCUGGUAAGAACUCCUCAAAUGAUGACGAGGAAGAGCUAGAAGAUGGACCAAAAUGGACGGGUAGGUGGAUGCCCACGAAACCAUGGGAAAGCAGGGGAAGAUCUUCAACUGAUCAAAAGGAACACAUUAAGACCGUCAAAAUCGAUACGUCUCGUCCUUAUUCUUAUCCAACCCCUACGAACAGAAGAUCGCUGCAACAACCUGGCACGCAUGGUCUUGCAUCUCCUCUCCACAGAGCUUACCAGCAGCAUCUCUCUGUUCACCAAUCCCUUGUCACGCCUUCUCCGUGCAAAACAGGGCCUCUGCAAGUACGUUCGGCCAGCCCUCGAUGCCAAAGAGAAGAACGAAUCUACCCAACGGCUCACACCCUGAGCUUAGAGUCCAGUAAUUACAACAGCAUUGGGAUGCGUCACCAUGGAACUGCUUCAGGGACUGGGGCAAUGCCCAACUACAUGGCUGCCACAGAAUCGGCAAAAGCGCGGGUUAGAUCACAGAGUGCUCCGAGACAGCGGCCACUGACGCCAGAAAGAGAGCGACUGGGGUCAGCGAAAAAGCGUCUCUCCUUUCCCGUUCCGGACACAUACAAUAGUGGCUAUGGCGGUGGAUACAACUACAGCCACAACUUGAGGAACCAAAGCUUUAAGAGCAUUCAUGGAGGUCAUUUAGGGAUGGAGCAACAAUCGUAUCUGUCUUCUUGUUGCACGGACAGCCACGGUAGUGAAGUCUCUCCCUCAUCGACCGGUGACCUCAGGAGAUGGUUGCGCUGAAUUUAACCAUUUUAAAUGCGAUUUUGAAUGAAAAUCCCUAAAAUUUGUUUUCUUUGGUUUCCAAUUUUUUUCUCUUUGGAUUUUUGUUGAUUCCUUUUAAUUAAGCUAUUGAUAAAGCCAUGAAACUGGAAGUAUGAUUUGAUUGUGUGAAAUUCUAUAAUUCUGAAUUAGGAA
Molecule: messenger RNA, 2158 nt
Organism: Macadamia integrifolia
Lineage: Eukaryota; Viridiplantae; Streptophyta; Magnoliopsida; Proteales; Proteaceae
Product: protein IQ-DOMAIN 17-like
Exons: 5
Coding region: 404-1984 (526 amino acids)
Molecular function (GO): protein binding
Source: RefSeq, a predicted model, not a curated record